Myotis daubentonii (Daubenton's bat) is the source of this 2437-nucleotide messenger RNA. Its product is annotated as histidine protein methyltransferase 1 homolog. The record is from RefSeq and is a predicted model, not a curated record. Gene Ontology annotation, molecular function: protein-L-histidine N-tele-methyltransferase activity. Lineage: Eukaryota; Metazoa; Chordata; Mammalia; Chiroptera; Vespertilionidae. Gene Ontology annotation, biological process: peptidyl-histidine methylation, to form tele-methylhistidine. Gene Ontology annotation, cellular component: nucleus. The coding region runs from base 635 to 1753 and encodes 372 amino acids. The transcript is spliced from 2 exons.
AGGGCCUUUGAGAUUGCACAUCUGAUGGGGCUGGAUCAGGUUCCUGUCCACUUCACCGUGUGACCCUACUUUGUCCGUCUUGUUGAAUGGGAAUAGAGACCCCACCUGCCAGAAUUGUACGAUCUGAAGCAGGUUAGUACCGUGAGAGUCUCGGUAAAGUUGCUUCUACUGUCCACAGGCCUCUCCAACCGUUCAGUGUCUUUAUUGUGUUUGCUCUGCCGCCAAACUAAUCUUUACUGAUUACUCCAAAAUCACCCCACUCCCAUGCACUUAGGGCUGCUGAUAUCCACUAAGUGUUGUGAGGUCAUUUGCAUGAACUUGCACCAGAGUAGAACCAUGCAAGUUUUUACAGGGCUACACAUUUACCAAAAUAAACUCUUGAUUUCCUGUUACUUGAAAGAGGAACAGACUGAGUGAAGAGAUGCUGUCAGUUUAGUAGUUAAACGGAAAGAAAAGCAAAGACCUCUAAAAAGUCAUUUGGAAACAUCUCUAAAUAUUUGUAACUGUAUAAGCCACUACCGAGAAAGUGACCCAAACAAAACGACUUAAAUAACUGAAACAGGUUUAUGUUCUGUGUCAUCAAUUCCAUCCCGAAGCUGAGGAGUCUCCCUUUGAACUGAAGGAUUGUACGAGGAUGACCUUCCAAUUUAAUUUCACUAUAGAAGACCAUCUGGAUAAUGAAUUAACACCCCCUGGAGAUGGAACUUUGACCCCAAUUUCCUCAAAAGAGUCUUCAGUCUCAGAAAGUCAAAAAGGUAAACAGGGGGACACAAAAUGUUCUACAGAGCAGUCUGUCUUGCCUCCGAAUCACUCGUGGGGACCUACGUCAGUGGGACAUGCAGCUCCCUCCCAAGACACAUGCACCUCACUCAAUGCAGCUCACAGUUCAGGGAACUUAGAGCCUCAUGAAAAACAGCCUUGCUUGAGACUUGCCAAAGAGCAUGCUGUGCCUAAAGAUUUAAAGAAAGUGUUAGAAAAUAAAGUCAUAGAAACAUUACCAGGUCUCCAGCACGUUAACAUAUCAGUAGUGAAAACCGUCUUGUUGAAAGAGAACUUCCCUGGAGAAAACAUCGUUUCAAAGACCUUUUCUUCUCACUCUGAUCUGAUUACCGGUGUUUAUGAAGGAGGUUUAAAAAUCUGGGAAUGUACCUUUGACCUCCUGGCUUAUUUUGCAAAGGCCCAAGUGAAAUUUGCUGGGGGGAAAGUGUUGGAUCUUGGCUGUGGAUCAGGGUUGCUGGGUUUAAUUGCACUCAAGGGAGGGGCUAAAGAAGUUCAUUUUCAAGAUUAUAACAGUUUGGUGAUCGAUGAAGUAACUUUACCUAACAUGGUGGCUAACUCCACUUUGGAAGAUGAAGAAAAUGACGGAAAUGAGCCGGAUGUGAAAAGAUGCAGGAAAUCGAAAGUAGCACAAAAACUAGGUCAAUGCCGGUUCUUUUCUGGGGAGUGGUCUAAGUUUUGUAAGCUUGUAACCAGUGAAAAACAUUUUGAAAAAUACGACCUCAUUCUCACCUCAGAAACGAUUUACAAUCCAGAUUACUAUGGUACUUUGCACCAAACAUUCCUUCAAUUGUUAGGUAAAAGUGGGCGGGUGCUUUUGGCCAGCAAAGCACAUUAUUUUGGUGUAGGUGGAGGUGUUCAUCUCUUUCAGAAGUUUGUAGAAGAAAGGAAUGUAUUUAAGACUAGAACACUUGAAAUAAUUGACGAAGGACUAAAAAGAUUCCUAAUUGAAAUGACUUUUAAGUAUCCCAGUUAAUGUCCAUGGAGUGUCCUAAGUAAAAUAAACAGAAUAACUAAAAACUUGUUUAGAGUGUUUAAUUUCUGCUUUGCUAUUUUUUAUAAUACAAUUAGCAAGGGUCUUAUUUUUUAAUAUUUUUUGUUGUUGUUGAUGGCAUCACAGAUGUCUCCCAUUUUCUCUCCCUUUCCCCGCUCCUCCCAGGCCCUCCUCCCUCCCCCCCAGGUCUUCACCAUCCUACUGCCCAUGUCCAUGGGCUAUGCAUAUAAGUCAUUGGGUUCAUCUCUUCUCGUCCCCCACAACCCCACAUCAAAGUAUGUCAGUCUGUUCCAUGCCUCCAUGCUUCGGGUCUUAUUUUGAGAAAUUAGGAUUCAAUAAAAUCUAUUUACUGGACAUCUGUUAACUAGGUACUUUGUAUAGCAUCUUGCUUAAAAUGAGGCAUAUAGCAUCCUCAUUUUAAUAAUGGUCACAAUAGCUAACAGUUCUCAGUAUUUACUAUGUGCAGGGCAGAAGAGCUUUAUAUAUACUAACAUUUAAUAUUAAUAACAGCCCUGAAUUAGGUUAUGGUUCAGGUUAUAAAUAGUAUUUCCAUUUUAUAAAGAAAUUGAGAGUCAAGGAACUAAUUAAAUCCCUGUCACAUUUCUCACCUUGAAUCAGAAUCUGAACUGAUGUCUAUUUAAAAGCUUUUAUUUUUUUUUAUUUAUU